This is a messenger RNA of Aspergillus uvarum CBS 121591, 1253 nucleotides long. Its product is annotated as aspartate-semialdehyde dehydrogenase family protein. Gene Ontology annotation, molecular function: NADP binding; protein dimerization activity; NAD binding. The record is from RefSeq and is a predicted model, not a curated record. Gene Ontology annotation, biological process: L-threonine biosynthetic process. The transcript is spliced from 4 exons. The coding region runs from base 52 to 1143 and encodes 363 amino acids. Lineage: Eukaryota; Fungi; Ascomycota; Eurotiomycetes; Eurotiales; Aspergillaceae.
UCUCACUCUUUCUAGUCUCUAUCCCAAGUGUCAGGAGUCUUGAAUCGCACAAUGGCCUCAUAUCCCAAGAAGAAGUGCGGUGUUCUCGGAGCCACUGGCUCGGUUGGCCAACGGUUCAUUCUCCUGCUCGCGGACCAUCCCUUCCUGGAACUUCACGCCGUCGGUGCCUCGGAGCGCUCCGCUGGUAAGGCCUACAAGGAUGCCGUGAGAUGGAAGCAGACUACGGCCAUGUCUGAGAAGCUCAGCAACCUUGUCCUUCGUGAUUGCAAGGCCGAGCAGUUCGCCGACUGCGACUUGGUCUUCUCUGGACUCAACAGCGAUGUGGCGGGCGAUCUUGAAAUGGAAUUUAUCAAGGCCGAUAUCCCCGUUUUCUCCAACGCUAAGAACUACCGCAAGCAUCCCCUGGUCCCGCUUAUUGUUCCUACCGUCAACCCUCACCACUUCGACCUCAUCCCCCACCAACGGAAACACUUCGGCCUGAAGAAGGGCUUCCUGGUCUGCAACUCUAACUGCGCCGUCAUCGGCAUCGUCAUCCCAUUCGCCGCGCUCCAGGCCAAGUUCGGUCCUGUUGUCGAAGUGGAAGUUUUCACUGAGCAAGCUCUGUCCGGAGCCGGUUACCCUGGUGUUCCCAGCAUGGACAUUUUGGACAAUGUCAUUCCGUUCAUCAGCGGCGAGGAGGACAAGCUCGAGAACGAGGCGCAGAAGAUUCUGGGUUCUCUGAAUGCCGAUGCUACUGGUUUCGAGGAGCAAGCCGGCCUCAGAGUGGGCGCGACUUGCACUCGUGUUGGAGUCACUGAUGGCCACAUGGCAUUCGUUUCUCUGCGCUUCAAGAACCGCCCGGCACCCAGCGCAGAGCAGGUUGUUCAGGCGAUGAGAGAAUAUCAGUCCGAGGCACAGAAGUUGGGUGCCCCGUCAGCUCCUGCAGAGGCUAUCAAGGUUUUCGACGAACCCGACCGGCCCCAACCCAGACUCGACCGCGAUAUCCAUAAGGGAUACACCGUUAGUGUCGGACGAGUCCGUGAGGGUCAGGAAGGUGGCUAUUUCGAUAUCCGAUUUGCUGCCUUGUCGCACAACACCGUUCUGGGCGCUGCGGGAUCGUCUAUCCUCAAUGCCGAGGUUGCCGUGAUCAAGGGCUACAUCUAGACACGCUAGAUAAUAAAAAUGUAUAUAGAGACUUGGGUUAGCUUCUUUCUCUGAUAGACAGCUUGAGAACUUAGCAGUCGGUGUCAACAAAGUGACGACCGAAGUAUGUG